This is a messenger RNA of Colias croceus (clouded yellow), 2711 nucleotides long. RefSeq names its product G patch domain-containing protein 1 homolog. Lineage: Eukaryota; Metazoa; Arthropoda; Insecta; Lepidoptera; Pieridae. The coding region runs from base 157 to 2688 and encodes 843 amino acids. The record is from RefSeq and is a predicted model, not a curated record. The transcript is spliced from 10 exons. Gene Ontology annotation, cellular component: nucleus. Gene Ontology annotation, molecular function: RNA binding. Gene Ontology annotation, biological process: mRNA processing.
CGAAUGAAAACAUGUUUUGAGUUAAGCUGGCUUUGAGUUUUAAAUAUUAUAAUUUUAAAUAAUUUAAUGAAUUUCCCAAUUAAAAUAUGAUUUAUUAACAUUUUAUUCUUGAGAAUAGUUUUAUAAACUUUACCCAUAAUUAGAAAGUAGAACAAGAUGAGUGAUUCGGACAGUGAAGAUGAAAAUAUAAUCCGGUAUGGCACUCCACUCGAACCAUAUGAAGAAGAUGAAAUACCAUCAAAGCGCAAAUACCAACAACCAACUGACCAAUAUGCAGUCGACGAUCAUGGAAGGCGUAGGUUCCAUGGUGCCUUCACUGGGGGCUUCUCUGCUGGUUAUGGUAACACAGUGGGUACUCCUGAAGGAUGGACUCCGGCCACUUUUAAAAGCUCUAGAGCUGAAAAAGCACAGCGUUCUAGUCAAAGACCAGAAGACUUUAUGGAUGAAGAGGACAGAAGUGAAUUUGGUAUUGCUCCAAAACAAAUGCUGACACAGGGAGAGUUUUCUGGCCAGAAGAGAACCAGACAGAAUAGAUACCAUGAUGGUCCCAUACCAGGUGAACCAGUACUAGAGCAACUAUUACGACCCGUACACGAAUCGGCCGCUGUUAAAAUGUUACGGGCUAUGGGCUGGCGUGAGGGGCAAGGCACGGGAGAGAGAUUAACUAGAAUGGAAAAGAAAAAGGCAAAGAAACAGCACAGAGUGUAUGGGUGUUAUAUGCCGACUGAUUUGCGACAGGAAAAUCAACAACAAUCAGAAGAUAGUUCAGACUCGGAGUUCGAAUACGAAGCCCUAUUCGCGCCAGAUGAUUAUGAGCCUUAUAUCCUACAGCCUAAGAACGAUCGUUUUGGUCUCGGUUACAGUGGCUUGAGUAGACACUCAGUAUUGGGCAAUUUGGUCGGUGAAUACGGUAGUAGUGAUACAAGGAGCCAUUUGGUUAUGAAGGAGAAAGGGAAAAAGGUCUCAAUCCGCGGUCAAGCGUUCGGCGUGGGAGCGUUCGAAGCGGACGACGAAGAUAUUUACGCAAAUGAAGAUAUGUCACACUAUGAUUUUGCGAUAGGGGGCGCUAGUGAGAAGAAAGUAGAGAAGAAACCUAAAGAGAGGGGGUGUAAUGUAUUACCAGGUUUCGUUAAAGCAAAGAAACCUCUGCCCACAGUGCCCUCAUACCCGCCGCCUGUUUUGCCCCGAGACUAUAAACCUGCCCCUGCUGGUGUAAGACGCACCAGGUUUGAGGCAACUAGCGUGCCUCAGAGGGAUCAAGCUCUAGGCCGCCAUGAAUUAUCUGCGGAAGCGCGUGGUAAGCUCCUCGGAGAAACACCAAUACCACCCCUAAAGGAAACACCACAACCCACACAAACAAAAACAAACGAACAAACACAAGACACAAUCAACAAAUUAUUCGGGAAAAAUAUCAAUUUCGUAUCAACCAAUGGCAAGAAAGAAGAAACACCGGACUUUAUUUCCAUAAAAGAUUCUGGGAAAAAUGUAAAACCAGUGUUUAAACCGUUUGCUAGUGAUCCGAAAAAGCAAGCGAGAUAUGAAAAAUACUUGGUAGAUAAAGUUGUGGAGCGAGAUGGCGAUAUGGGUAAUGUGUGGGAGAGAGAUAGAGAGAUGCUCGAGUUUGAACAAGCGGCCAAAUUGUAUAGGCCGUUGUCUGGUGUUAUGGGCGAUAGAUUCACACACGCAACACAACCCGACGAAGCAUUAAACCCACUAUGCGCAGUCGCGAAAAGUUCUACCAAUUACGGCUUAGCAACUCCAGAGAUGGAGGAGGCAGCCAAAAUGGGAGCGUUUGGUGUGAUGACGAGACGGAAGGUUGAUUGGAGACCAGAGGCUAUCGUUUGUAAACGGUUUAAUGUGCCGGAAUUGGGAGGGGGCAGUUAUGCACCUCAAAAAGAAGACAAACCGAAAGUAUCCUACUCCAUUUUCUCGUAUAUGGAAUCGUCAGUACACGAUAAAGACAGUUUUACUAAAGAACAGACUAAAUUUAGCGGAUCCAAGUCAUUAAGCACAGAAAAUAAUAAACCUCAAGAAACAGCGCCAAAAGUACCAGAAAAUAUACCAAUACCAAAUACCCCACACAAAAGAAUGACGGUUGCAGAACUAUUUCUAAAGGAAUCGGAAAGAGAUAUGCAAAAUAAAGAAACGCCGCAAGCAAUUACCGAAACUAUAGAGAAAUUCGAUAAAAUGGACCUCUACAAAGCCAUAUUUUUAAGCGACAGUGAAAAUGAAGAUGAUAAAAAGACGGAUAAAGAUUUUAUAGACACCCCGAAGAAUGUUGAACGAAAUACAUCACCUCCUCGUGGUAUAUUCGCGAAUAUUGACUUUGAUGAAAUUAAUUCAUGGCGAAGGGCGCCAAAAGAAAAAGAAGAUAAAAAAGAAGCAACACAGAGUACAGAUAAAAAAGCUGAUACAGAUAAAACAAAUGAGGCAGAUAAUAAAAGUACAGAGGAACCUGAAGUUUACGGUCCUCAAAUUCCAGUAAACUUACAGAAGAGGAUAGAAACAAAAAGCAACGAAAAUUUUAAGCCAAAGUUUAGAAGUAGAGAGGAGAGAAAAGAUGACUCUGACUCGAGUUCAGACUCGUGGGUAGACGCGAAAGAAGUGAAACAUAAAAAGCAUAAAAAGAAAAGUAAAAAACACAAAUCGAAGCAUAAGAAAUCGAAACAUAAGAAAAAAGACAAAUAAAUAUAGGAUAAUAAUUAUGAUUA